AUGUCAAUAGCUACGAGGUCAAUCGCGCGACUUGCUUCAGCUCGAUCAUUGUCUCGUCGAGCUAUCCCUUUCACUUCUCUCCGAAGAGCUGCACCUGUAGUUUCUAUACGGCAUGGAUCAAGUCUUCCUCCACGUUCUGACAAAUUUGCCAAACCAACUCAAGAUCACUUGACCAACCUCAAAUCGAUCGCUUCAUCGACAUUAUCGACAUUGGACGGAUCAGCAACUGCAGAUGAAUUGAAAAGCUUCAACGAUGAUUGGAUGAAUAAAUAUCAUGGAAAAGGUCCUAUAGUGGUCAAACCCAAAACCACAGAAGAAGUUUCAAAGGUUUUGAAAUAUUGUUACGAUAAUGAUUUGGCUGUCGUCCCACAAGGUGGAAAUACCGGUUUAGUAGGAGGAUCAAACCCGAUUCAUGAUGAAAUCAUAUUGAAUCUCACCAACUUGAAUCAAAUUCGAUCAUUCGAUGAAGUAUCAGGUGUACUGGUUGCGGAUGGCGGAGUCAUACUAGAAGCUGCAGAUCAUUUUUUGGCUGAAAAAGGUUUCAUAUUCCCGUUGGAUUUAGGUGCGAAAGGAUCUUGUCAUAUAGGUGGAAACGUAGCUACCAAUGCGGGUGGUUUAAGAUUGUUGAGAUAUGGUAGUUUACAUGGCACCGUGUUAGGUUUAGAAGUGGUUUUACCUGAUGGUACAAUUUGGAAUGGUUUGAGUAAAUUGAGAAAAGAUAAUACUGGAUUUGACAUCAAACAACUGUUCAUCGGAUCAGAAGGUACAAUUGGAAUAAUCACUGCUAUCUCGAUAUUAUGUCCUAGAAGACCAAGCGCUAUGAAUGUCGCUGUCUUCUCUUUGGACUCUUACGAGGCAGUACAAAAAGUCUUUGCUGAAGCCAAAGGUCAUCUGGGAGAGAUCUUAUCUGCGUUUGAAUUCUUCGACAAACAAAGUUAUGCCCUCGUAAAGAAACACCAAGAAGAGAAUGGAGGUGAAAGAAAAGUGUUUGAGACAGAGGGUGACUUCUACUGUCUGAUAGAAACUGGUGGUAGCAACUCUGAACACGAUGAAGCUAAACUGACGGGUCUUCUCGAACAUUUGAUGGAGAACGAAAUGGUUCUUGAUGGAGUAUUGGCACAAGACUCAACUCAAUUCCAAUCCUUAUGGUCAUUACGUGAAUUAGUUCCCGAAUCAGCUGGUAAAGCGGGAUCAGUGUACAAAUACGAUGUCUCAGUACCCGUUGGAAAAAUGUACGGAUUGGUAGAGAAGAUGAGAACCAAAUUAAGGGAAGGUGGUGUAUUGGAAGGUGAUGGAAACAAAGAUGGUCCUAUCAGAGCUGUAGCUGGAUACGGUCAUAUGGGUGAUGGUAAUCUACAUAUCAAUAUAGUGGCAAACAAAUAUUCCGACGAAGUUGAAAAGAUCAUCGAACCAUAUAUCUAUGAAAUCGUAUCUGAGAAUGAAGGUUCGAUAUCAGCAGAACAUGGAUUAGGAGUUAUGAAAGCUCCUUAUAUAGGAUAUUCAAAGAAUGAUACUUCCAUUGAACUCAUGAGAAAGAUCAAGACAUUGUUCGAUCCAAAAGGUUUAUUAAACCCUUACAAAUAUAUCAUAUAG
This is a messenger RNA of Kwoniella shivajii, 1593 nucleotides long. RefSeq lists its product as uncharacterized. NCBI's taxonomy places the organism in Eukaryota, Fungi, Basidiomycota, Tremellomycetes, Tremellales, Cryptococcaceae. The record is from RefSeq and is a predicted model, not a curated record. Bases 1 to 1593 code for a protein of 530 amino acids. The transcript is spliced from 6 exons. Gene Ontology annotation, molecular function: FAD binding; catalytic activity. Gene Ontology annotation, cellular component: mitochondrion.